CUGACUACGAUGCAGCAUCUGAUUCACAAAUCGUGUUGGCAUGGAUUAACUCAUCCUCAGCAUCAUAUCAAACAUUUGUGGCAAGCCGUAUAGCUGUUAUUCAUGAGCACACUAUCGCUGAACAAUGGCGGCAUAUAAGCUCAAAAGACAACCCAGCUGACAUUCUAUCACGAGGACUGCCGCCGGGGAGACUAGAAACCUGCAAUAUGUGGUUUUAUGGGCCAACAAUCUUGCUUGGUAAAGAAGGCACUUGGCCUUCAAAGUAUUCCAAGGCAUUAUCAGUAAUCGACGAAGGUAUCAACAUGGAACGAAAAGGGGUGACAUCAGUCGCUGUUGCAACCACUGGACAUGAAGGAAGCGUACUUUAUAGCAUUCGACACAAUGGCUCUUUCAAAACAUUACAAAGAGUGACAGGCUACAUGCUGAGAUUUAUCAACCAGGCCAGAAACCAAUCGCGGGAGUCAGACAUUCCCUUGACCGUACACGAAUUGGAAAAAGCACUUGUGGUAAUCGUUCGUACAAUGCUGCAAUCGGACUUUGAGGAAGAGCUUCAGCACCUUAAAAAAUACAACGAAGUUCGCAAAAACAGUUCUUUCCGCAGCCUGUCACCGUUUCUGGACAAUAAUGGUAUCAUCCGAGUUGGAGGGCGUCUACAAGCAUCAGAACUUGUAUACGAUGCCAAACACCCUAUGCUAAUUCCACAUAACAAUUCACUCGCCAAAUUAUUAGUACAAAUGAUCCAUAAAGAAAACCGUCAUUGUGGACCUCAAGCGCUCUUAGCUUACACAAGGCAAAGAUUUUGGCCUAUAACGGGAAAAUUGCUGGCACGAUCAAUUGUGCUCAACUGUGUAAGAUGCACCAAAGCUAAGCCAAAACUAAUGAGUCAAAUUAUGGGGAACUUGCCUUCAACAAGAGUAACUCCAGCAAGACCAUUCAUCAACUCAGGCGUGGACUUCUGCGGGCCAUUUUGGGAUCACUUCAAGAUAAGGGGAAAGAAACCACAAAAGGCCUAUGUAGCGGUUUUGACACAAAGGCAGUCUUAUGCCAGAGACAAUAACAGUGCUCAUGGCAGUGAUUCCGACGAGGAAGAUGGUGACGAUGAUAGUAAUGAUGAUGCAUAA
Molecule: messenger RNA, 1121 nt
Organism: Rhagoletis zephyria (snowberry fruit fly)
Lineage: Eukaryota; Metazoa; Arthropoda; Insecta; Diptera; Tephritidae
Source: RefSeq, a predicted model, not a curated record